GUGAAAGAAAAAAGAGGGGAGAAAAUAAAAUCGAGAGGGGAAAUGGAGACUGGUGAGAUCGUAAGCUAGGAUUCAAUGCGAGUCAAAAAUCCGUCUACGAAUCCGAAAUUUCUUCCCAAUUUCUCGAGUUAUCUCUCCGAUUAGGCUGAUAUACACUUCUGCGGAUUUGGGAUUGUGGGUGAUAGGAAUCUGGACUGAUUCUUGAUCUGGGCAGAGUUCAAAGCUGCUGAGUUUGUGGACUGUGUGUGAUCUUACUUUGUUCAAACUAUCGAAUUCGUAAGUAGAAAGUUGUCGUCCGAUGGCUAACUUACCACAGAGAUCGGUUAAGUACCCGGGCACUCUCAGUCCUAUAGAACCAGAUAGACCAUCAACACAGCCGGAAAGAAGCCCAGUCCCUCAUUCUUCUCCAAUAGUAGCUUCACCUACACCUCCUAGGUAUCCUCAACCAAGUUUCAGACCAGAUCAGAUGCCUUCACCUUCGAUGAUGUCACCUUCGAAUGGUGUUAGAACCGGGAGUCCUGUUCCUCGUAUGAGUACUCCGCCUGGUCCCCCUUUCUUCAAUACUCCUGUCAAACCAGCUGCUGUGCCUUUCCGUACCUCUCCAGCUACUCCUCAGCCUAUGGCAUACUCUUCUGCCACGGCUUCUUCUCUGCCUGUAUCUACACCUUCCUUUUACUCAAACGGCUCAUCAGCUGGAUCGCAGCGUGAUCUUCCAGAUGUUGUUAAGAUGGAGGAGCCAAUAGCUCCAGACUCGCCUUAUGUUUUGUUUUCUGCAAAUAAGGUUUUAAAGCAGAAGAAGCUCGCUAAUGUUGCUAGCCUGGGGUUUGGAGCAAUAGUUUCUGCGGGGAGGGAGAUUAGUCCUGGUCCUCAGAUUAUCCAACGUGACCCACAUCGCUGCCUGAACUGUGGAGCGUACUCUAAUCCCUAUAGCUCCAUAUUAAUUGGUUCAGGCCAAUGGCAGUGCGUCAUCUGCGAGAACAUGAAUGGAAGUAAAGGUGAAUAUGUAGCUUCGAGCAAGGAUGAGUUAAAAAGCUUCCCUGAACUUUCAUUGCCUCUGGUUGAUUAUGUUCAGACUGGAAACAAGAGGCCUGGGUUUGUUCCUGCCUCUGAUUCUCGGACAUCUGCACCUGUCGUCCUUGUUAUUGAUGAGUGUUUAGAUGAACCACACCUUCAGCACUUGCAGAGCUCUUUGCAUGCGUUUGUAGAUUCGCUUCCACAAACUACCAGGCUCGGGAUUGUACUGUAUGGACGUACUGUCUCGAUAUAUGAUUUUUCUGAAGAAUCCGUAGCGUCAGCCGAUGUUAUUUCUGGUGCAAAAUCACCAUCUGCAGAGUCGAUGAAAUCGCUGAUUUAUGGGACCGGUGUAUACUUGUCACCAAUGCAUGCAUCACUAAAGGUAGCACAUGAGAUAUUCUCGUCCUUAAGACCAUACACAUUGAAUAUUCCUGAAGCAUCUAGAGAUAGGUGCCUUGGAACUGCUGUUGAGGCUGCUUUUGCCAUAAUUCAAGGACCAUCAGCAGAAAUGUCUCGGGGAGUGGUCAGAAAAGCAGGAGGUAACAGUAGAAUCAUUGUUUGCGCUGGUGGACCCAUUACAUAUGGUCCCGGAUCAGUACCUCAUUCGAUGACUCAUCCAAAUUAUCCAUAUAUGGAAAAGACAGCAAUAAAAUGGAUGGAGAAUCUGGGGCGUGAAGCUCACAGACACAAUACUGUCGUCGACAUUUUGUGCGCUGGAACCUGUCCUCUCAGAGUUCCUGUUCUGCAGCCACUUGCAAAAGCUUCAGGCGGUGUUUUGGUUCUUCACGAUGAUUUUGGUGAAGCCUUUGGUGUGGACUUGCAGAGGGCUGCCACAAGGGCAGCGGGUUCACAUGGUCUGCUUGAAGUUCGGUGUUCAGAUGAUAUUCUCAUAACUCAGGUGAUUGGACCUGGCGAAGAAGCACAUUCAGAAACUCACGAGACGUUUAAGAGUGAUGCGGCUCUCUGUAUUCAGAUGCUGAGUGUUGAAGAAACACAAAGCUUCUCUCUCUCGAUGGAGAAUAAGAGAGACAUCAAAAGAGAUCACGUCUUUUUCCAGUUUGCUUUCCAUUAUUCGGAUGUUUAUCAAGCCGAUGUGUCUCGAGUUAUCACGUUCAAAUUGCCAACUGUUGAUAGUGUCUCAGCAUACCUUCAGAGUGUAGAGAACGAAGCUGCUGCGGUUCUCAUCUCAAAGAGAACUCUUUUGAUAGCGAAAACUCAGAAGGACGCAGUCGAUAUGCGAGCUACCGUAGAUGAAAGAAUCAAAGACAUUGCUUUGAAAUUCGGAUCGCAAGUGCCAAAAUCAAAGCUUUAUAGCUUCCCCAAGGAACUAUCUUCCCUUCCGGAGCUGCUCUUCCAUCUAAGGAGGGGUCCUCUAUUGGGAAACAUCAUUGGUCAUGAAGAUGAGAGAUCGGUGCUACGGAAUUUGUUUCUAAACGCAUCUUUCGAUCUGUCCCUUCGAAUGGUAGCACCACGUUGCUUGAUGCACCAAGAAGGUGGUACGUUCGAGGAACUACCAGCGUAUGAUCUUUCUAUGCAAUCAGAUAAGGCGGUUAUUCUUGACCAUGGCACAGAUGUAUUUAUUUGGUUGGGAGCUGAACUGUCUGCUGAUGAGGUGAAGAGUGCUGCAGUUUUAGCAGCCUGCAGAACGUUGGCUGAAGAGCUAACUGAAUUCCGGUUUCCAGCACCGCGCAUUCUCGCGUUCAAGGAGGGAAGCUCCCAGGCUAGAUACUUUGUUUGCCGGCUUAUACCAGCGCAUAAAGAUCCUCCUUAUGAGCAGGAAGCAAGAUUUCCGCAGGUAAGAAAGUUGACGACGGAGCAAAGAAGAAAACUAAAGAGUAGUUUUAUAGAGUUUGAUGAAGACAGUUUCUGCGAAUGGAUGAGGAGUUUGAAUGUUUUGCCUCCUGAGCCCAGGUAGAAACUUAGGUUUCAGUCUUCAUUAUAUCUGCUUCUAUCGCUUCUCUUUUGUUCUUUCGGUUACUGUAUUUGAGUCUUUUGUUUUUUAGGAUUUUCUCUUUCCAGUUUCCUUUGUUGUCAAUUGAAUCAUAUAUACUUUUGUUAUAACAGCGAAAUAAAAGUCUAGUCUAGUGAUUGAAUU
Molecule: messenger RNA, 3109 nt
Organism: Eutrema salsugineum
Lineage: Eukaryota; Viridiplantae; Streptophyta; Magnoliopsida; Brassicales; Brassicaceae
Product: protein transport protein SEC23
Exons: 7
Coding region: 299-2929 (876 amino acids)
Biological process (GO): endoplasmic reticulum to Golgi vesicle-mediated transport; COPII-coated vesicle cargo loading; intracellular protein transport
Cellular component (GO): COPII vesicle coat; endoplasmic reticulum exit site
Molecular function (GO): zinc ion binding; GTPase activator activity
Source: RefSeq, a predicted model, not a curated record